AUGACUUCGCAAUUACGAGCUGCGGCGGCGGCGGGCGGCGAGCCCGGAGUUGGGCGCAUUGAAACCGCCGCUGCUGUCUCUCCCUCGCUGCGCACACCCAACAUCAACGACUUCAACAGCCCACGCACGACUCUUGCUCGCACCAGCUCAGGCCCGGCCAUCUCCCACUACCUCCAAGACCCGCCCCGAAACUCCGACGCCCCGCAUCGCGCCCCACCGCCAGCCAUGGAGCAGUUCAGCGUUGCCAUGAUGAACCGCUCCGUGCGGAACAUCAGGACAGAGCUCGACUUCCUCUGCGAUGCCGGCCACAUCACCCUCGCCCAGUUCAACACCAUCGUGUCGCAGCUACCCGACGCCGCCCCGAGCCGCGCCUCGUCCGUCGCGCCCGUUGCGUCGCCUCAGCCUACUCCCGCCCCCGCCGUCGCCGCGACGCCCGCCCUACCCGUCCGCAACAGCACUCCCGCGAACGCCGCCCCCUCGCAACCGCCCGCCCACAACGAGAAGGUCGGCUACUACGCCAGCAACCCCACCCCGCCCCCGCCCGCCUAUGCCGCCGCGCCGCCCGCUCCCGCUGCUCUCUGCACCGCCACUGCUCUGUAUGCCUACAGUCCUACUGAUGCCGGAGAUCUGGCUCUCCAGGCCAAUGACCGUGUCCAGGUCACCGAGUACAUGAACGCCGAGUGGUGGAAGGGCCGCAGCGAACGCACCGGCCAAGAGGGCAUUUUCCCACGCUCCUACGUGCGCGUCGAGGACUCCAAGAUGCCUGCAGCCGGUCCCACGCCUGCCCAGCAGAGCAUGGGCUACGGCAACAUGCCCAUGGCCGUCUCCCAGGGCGGCGACCAGCAGAACGGCCAGCCGAGCAAGGGCGGAGAAAUGGGCAAGAAGGUCGGCAAGAAGCUGGGAAAUGCCGCCCUCUUCGGUGCUGGUGCCACCUUUGGCUCCAACAUUGUCAACGGCAUUAUGUGA
This is a messenger RNA of Diplodia corticola, 966 nucleotides long. RefSeq names its product sh3 domain protein. Gene Ontology annotation, biological process: protein transport to vacuole involved in ubiquitin-dependent protein catabolic process via the multivesicular body sorting pathway. Gene Ontology annotation, molecular function: protein binding. Gene Ontology annotation, cellular component: ESCRT-0 complex. The record is from RefSeq and is a predicted model, not a curated record. NCBI's taxonomy places the organism in Eukaryota, Fungi, Ascomycota, Dothideomycetes, Botryosphaeriales, Botryosphaeriaceae. The transcript has 4 exons. Bases 1 to 966 code for a protein of 321 amino acids.